ACCAGUUGGUUUGAACGUUUUGGAUACACGAAGACAGAGAGUGAGUGGCCACCGAAGGUUGUUAAUUUGGACUUGUACUGAGUUUUUUUGUUUGACAUUGGCUUUAAUAUUGUCUUUUUCUUUUUUCCUUUUUUUUCAGUUGGUGAAAAAAGAUGACUAGAGUUUCAGAACCACGGGUAUCUGAACCGAACGGUAGUAGUGUUAGUGAGUCUACUAAGACGUCUACUAUACAGAAAGAAGGAUUAGUUGAGGAUAAGGGAUCGAAUGAUAUAAAGAAGGGUAAAACGUCAUAUCAUGAUUCAUUUCUUGCAUCGGUUGAAAGAAAUCAAAUACGUAUUUCAAGAUCGCUUUUAAUAUGUCUUUAUUUGUUUCAUGUUUUAUAUCCUUCAGUUCUUCCGUAUACUUCGAAAUUCAUCCAUUUACAAUAUAGAUCAGGAACCAAUUCAAAUGGAGAAGCAUUAUAUGAUAUUGGUAAAGAUGAUAUUUAUUUCAUACUUAAUUGUGUGAUAACUUUAACUUUCUUGAGAUCUUUUCUUAUGCAAUGGUGUUUUGGACCAUUUGCAAGAUAUUAUUGUCAUAUUCAUUCUAAAAAGGCUAAAGUUAGAUUUGCUGAACAAUCAUGGUCAUUGGUUUAUUAUAUGUUUUCUUUUGCUUUUGGAGUUUAUUUAUAUAUCAGAUCUCCUUAUUGGUUGGAUAUAGAUCAUAUUUAUUUAAAUUGGCCUCAUUAUCAAAUCACGUCCUCUUUCAAGAAAUAUUAUCUUAUAUCAAUUGGUUUUUGGAUUCAACAAGUUUUCGUUUUAAAUAUUGAAGAAAAAAGAAAAGAUCAUUAUCAAAUGUUCAGUCAUCAUAUAAUUACUUGUGCUUUAAUCAUAGGUUCUUAUUAUUAUUAUUAUACUAGAAUUGGUCAUCUUAUUUUAAUGAUUAUGGAUUCAGUUGAUAUCUUCUUAUCGGGUGCUAAAAUGUUAAAAUAUGCUGGAUUUUCAAAAGCUUGUGAUUUUAUGUUUAUUUUAUUUUUAUUAUCCUGGAUUAUCUUAAGACACGGCUUAUACAAUUAUUUAUUUUAUCAUGCUUGGUCAAAAGCAACUACUUUAAUGUCAAAUGCAAAAUGUGUGCCCGGUGUUAUUCAAAAAAGAUGCUGGACUCCUAAUGUGAUUAAUUUCUUUCUUGGUUUAUUAGGUGGUUUACAAAUUAUUACUAUUGUUUGGAUGUACCUUAUCUUUAAAGUUGCUUAUAAAGUUGUCACCGGUACUGGGGCUGAAGAUGUUAGAAGUGAUGAUGAAGAUACUGAUGUUGAAGAUGAGAGUGUAACUGAAAAGGUUAAAUAAUUAACCUUGUUAUUCUCUCGUCGUGUAUUUUUAGUUUUUUGUAAUAUAAAGAAAGUUAGAAGUAAUACUUCAAUUCCUUUUUUCGAAUUCACCUUUCUUAAUCUCCAAAUUUGUUCACGAUAAUUAUUCGAACAUAUAUACUAAAAGCCAAAAAAG
Messenger RNA from Hyphopichia burtonii NRRL Y-1933, 1481 nucleotides. It is a transcript of the gene LAC1, whose product is annotated as Lac1p. Gene Ontology annotation, cellular component: membrane. Bases 153 to 1325 code for a protein of 390 amino acids. Gene Ontology annotation, molecular function: sphingosine N-acyltransferase activity. Lineage: Eukaryota; Fungi; Ascomycota; Pichiomycetes; Serinales; Debaryomycetaceae. The record is from RefSeq and is a predicted model, not a curated record. Gene Ontology annotation, biological process: ceramide biosynthetic process. The transcript has a single exon.